AUGGGAUAAAGUUUACAUACUUGGUUCGAUAAAAAAAAAUUAGGUAGCUAAUUCAAAUAAAAGACAUAGUUUAAGGGCCUCCUAUUCAAUUAAGUUUUUUUUUUAGAUAGACUUAAUGAUUGAAGUAACGGAUAUAUCAACUUGGAAAAAGAAGUUAGUUAAUGUAUCAUUUAUGAAAAAUAUAUUUAGAUAUUAAAAUGAGAAAAUAACAUAAUUUGUAAAUUAAACAUUUUUUAAAUAGAUUUAACUAAUCGACUAAAUUGGACUAAUAAAGGUGAAAAAAUGUUUAAAUACCAUUUGUGGAAAAAAAGAGUAACAAGAUGAGAAAAAUCUAUAAUUUAAAUACCAAUAGUGAGUAAAGUGAUAUAUCAAAGGAGUGGGAGCUGGCCAGGAUUGAAAAGGAUGGAUGAACUAACGAUGCUUCCAUUUUGAACCUUUGUACUUGAAAGGAAUCAAAUUCUUCUGUUUGGAACAUCAGAAAAUACGAACUGGGGGGACUCACUAGCCUCCUCUGUUCAAACUAAUAUAUCCAGAUUUCCUCUUCUAUUGAGAGUUUGGCAUGGCUGAGAAAAGCAAAAUUUUGAUAAUCGGAGGCACUGGCUAUAUUGGGAAAUUCAUGGUGGAGGCAAGCACCAACCUGGGGCACCCCACUUUUGUAUUGGUCAGAGAGAGGAAGAUUUCUGAUCCUGAAAAAUCAAAGCUGAUUGAGAGUUUCAAGGGCUCUGGAGUAACCAUUCUUUAUGGUGAUAUCUAUGAUCAUGAGAGCUUGUUAAGGGCAAUCAAGCAAGUUGACAUUGUGAUCUCCACAUUAGGCACACAACAGCUAGCGGAUCAAGUAAGGAUAACUGAAGCCAUCAAAGAAGCUGGAAAUGUCAAGAGAUUUCUUCCAUCAGAGUUUGGCAUGGAUGCAGACCGUAUCCACGCAGUGGAGCCAGCUGCGAGCAUAUUCAGGAUCAAGGCUAAAAUUCGAAGAGAAAUUGAGGCUGAAGGGAUACCUUAUACGUAUAUCUCAUCCAAUGCCUUUGCAGGGCAUUUCUUGCCAAAUUUAAUGCAGGAAAAUGCCACUGUUCCUCCUAGGGAUAAGGUAGUCAUACUUGGAGAUGGAAAUCCAAAAGGUAUUUUUGUCCAGGAAGAUGACAUAGCAACUUACACCAUUAAAGCAGCUGAAGAUCCAAGAACCUUGAACAAGAUUCUUUAUAUAAGACCCCCUUCCAAUGUUUUGUCUUCCAAUGAAGUAGUCUCCCUAUGGGAGAGGAAAAUUGGCAAGACCCUUGAAAAGAGCUAUGUUCCUGAGGAACAACUUCUUAACAUCAUUCAAGGACUUCAAUAAAUAUGAAGGAUGAUAGCAGUGGUUGCGCUUGGUUUUCUACAGAGUCACCUGUUCCCUGGAAUUUCUUUUUGUCGUUCGCCCAUCCUAUGUUUGUGAAGGGAGAGGCUCCGAAUUUCAGUAUAGAAGCUUGGUUCGGUGUGGAGGCAUCUGAGCUUUAUCCUGAACUGAAAUAUACUAGUGUUGAUGAGUACCUGCAUCAGUUUGUGUAAAAUACGCCAACUUUGUAUGCCUAACAAAGAAACCAUGCAGUGUUGAAACAACUUCUGUUGCAGUUAUGCCCUUGUUUGCAAUCCAAAUGACAACAUUUCAAGAAA
This is a messenger RNA of Gossypium arboreum, 1644 nucleotides long. RefSeq names its product eugenol synthase 1-like. The transcript is spliced from 5 exons. Bases 560 to 1330 code for a protein of 256 amino acids. Gene Ontology annotation, molecular function: oxidoreductase activity. The record is from RefSeq and is a predicted model, not a curated record. NCBI's taxonomy places the organism in Eukaryota, Viridiplantae, Streptophyta, Magnoliopsida, Malvales, Malvaceae.